Molecule: messenger RNA, 438 nt
Organism: Prorocentrum cordatum
Lineage: Eukaryota; Dinophyceae; Prorocentrales; Prorocentraceae
Source: the annotation of a GenBank genome assembly
AUGUCUGGCCCGCCACGGAUGACUACGGGCGGCGCUCCUGGCGCGACCUUCACAGGUCAGCUGCACACUCAGCUGCGCGGUGCAAGAGAAGCGGCAGCAGCAGCAGCAGCAGAAGAGGGGAUGGUGGCAGAACGAGAGAGAGAGAGAAAGAACAGGUCGAGGGGGUUGAGCCCGAUCCAAAAGCGCAGCACACAAGACGGCAACCGCUUUGAAGCGAGCCUUCUCCAGAUAUGCAGUCUGCAGCUCUGCAGGAAAACCGAUGCGAAAUAUCAGCGUACGAGCAUCCGUGUGUGCCAGGAGCGCCAGCAUGCAGGCGCAGGGGAGCGGGCGAGAGAGCGCGAUGAAGGACUCCCCGUCGAGAAGCGCCCGAGCUCGCCUCGGCGAGACCACACCGUGCAGGCAACUGCACUGGUCGCGUCCCUGUGCUGCGCCUCUUGA